This is a messenger RNA of Aspergillus vadensis CBS 113365, 906 nucleotides long. RefSeq names its product putative alpha/beta hydrolase. The record is from RefSeq and is a predicted model, not a curated record. Gene Ontology annotation, cellular component: mitochondrion. Bases 1 to 906 code for a protein of 301 amino acids. Lineage: Eukaryota; Fungi; Ascomycota; Eurotiomycetes; Eurotiales; Aspergillaceae. The transcript is spliced from 6 exons.
AUGUUGCACUCAAGACAUCUCUGCCGGCAUUUACAUACCGCGGCACGACGAAUUCCAUUAGCUUAUGAACUCCAUCAACCACCUACCAGUAACACUUCAACAAGCCAUAAUGCUACCCCGACCAGUCCAAUUCUCUUCCUGCAUGGGUUUCUAGGCUCGAAACGUGAAAACAGACAUGUUAGCAGGGAAGUAUUUCUGCUUUUACUACUCGCUAAAGAUCUCUCGCGGCCUGUAUAUGCUCUGGAUAUGCGGAAUCACGGCGAAUCCGGUCAUCACCCAAAACACGACUAUAUGGAGAUGGCACUGGAUGUAAAAUACUUCAUUGAAAGACACCAGCUUCGAUCGCCGACUGUUAUUGGGCAUUCCAUGGGCGCCAAAACAGCAUUAACCCUAUCUCUAGAAUCUCCGACCCUAGUUAAGGACGUAGUGGCCAUCGACAAUUGCCCAAUUCGCUUGCCAUUGGAGUCAGACUUUGCUCGGUAUCUGGAAGGAUUGGCGAGAUUGGGAGACGAACAGAUCACGGACUAUUCGCAAGCUGAUAGGAUCUUGACUCAAUAUGAAAAGUCUCCUGCUAUACGGGCUUGGCUUAUUAGCAAUCUUCACAAGAAGUCAGAUACACCUUUUCUCCAACUACGUGUGCCCAUCGAAACUUUGAGCACAGCCAUAAGACCUCUUGGCGAAUUUCCUUAUCAUGUAGAUGAGGAGAGUGAAGCCAUUAGGCAAUUUAAUGGUCGCGUGCUCUUUCUGAGAGCUCUUCAGAGCAAAUUCAUCCCUGACUCAGCACUGCCGCUGAUAAAAGCAUUCUUUCCGUCAUCUGAGAUCGUGGAUUUCGAUUGCGGCCAUUGGAUUGUUCAGGAGAAGCCCGAGGAGUUCCGUAAAAAACUGACAUAUUUACUCGGGCUAUAG